UAUUUCAUUGGAUACUAAGACCAAGUGAAACUCCAUUGUUCUAUUGUCGGACUUGAAAUCGAGGUUCGUUAAGUGAGAAAAUGAAUAAAUAGUUAUAUUGUGCUGAAAUAGGAAGUUGGUAGUAGAUUUGUUUUGUUUUUUGUGAUUCGUUGGAACAAGAUAUACAAACAUUAACUGUUAACUGAAAUGUUUUAAUGUCUGGUUGAAUUUUGGACGUUUUAUUUUAUUUAAUAACUGUGAAUGUAACUAUCAGUAAAAUAUAUAAAAACUAGUUUGUGGCUUUUCGGCUCUGAUGUUGCAUUUAAAUUGUGUAAAUAAAUAUUGCGGAUUGGAGAUAAUUUUAUAGUUUCAAACUACUGAAUACUUUGGAUGUAGAGGAACUUAAUCACUUCGAAGACGGAAAUGUAUAAUAGUCCACUUGACAACAUCCAUGCCGAGUGAUUGAUUAACAUUAAGAGCCAAAUCCUUUUCAAGGUGCAGUUCAUAGGGAAGCAUAUGAAUAUUCACCACAGAUGGAUUUUGAGAUUUGAUUGAUGCUGUUAGAUAUUUCACACUGCAAAAGCAAGCCCAAAUUUGUAAUUGGAGAGUUAAUAGACACAGGGCUCGUUAAUGGAUACCUGUGGCAGUUAUGAAGGAAGGCACCGGCGUUAAGUAGAGACAAUUAUUUGGAAAAAUAGCACGAACUAUGCAAACGUUAAAAAGGAUAUCAAUCUUCUUCUCGUUAUGAGAAAAUAUUACUUUUGAGAAAAAUAAAAUAUAAUGUUGCAGAUUAUAUCAUUGGCUAAAUGACGUGAUUAAGUGAUUCAAGAUAUGGAUAUGACGUCAUCGGUGUAUGAACCAAUCGGAAACGAGAGUGACGUCACAACGAGCACUUUCAACGUCAGUGUUGACGGACCGAUAAUCAAGUCUAUCGAGCACCUGGUCAGCGUUUCGGUGAUCCUGGGCUUGAUGAUACUCUUCACUAUUAUUGGGAACGUGUUUGUUAUUGCCGCCAUUAUUCUUGAGAAGAACCUCCACAACGUCGCCAACUAUCUCAUCUUAUCCCUCGCUGUCGCAGACCUCAUGGUGGCGUCAAUUGUCAUGCCGAUCAGUGCCGUCAAUGAAGUCAGUAUGAAAUGGUUCUUCAGGUCCGAAAUCUGCGUUAUGUGGACAACGAUGGAUGUCCUGUGUUGCACGGCGUCAAUUCUGCACCUCGUUGCCAUUUCAAUUGACCGCUACUGGGCGGUGACAAACAUUGACUAUACGCGCACUAGGACCGCUAAACGCAUCCUAGUUAUGAUUGCCAUUUUGUGGUUUGUAGCCAUGUUGAUAACAAUACCGCCUCUGUUUGGUUGGAGGGAUGAUAAUGAUCCAACUGUUACGGGAGUUUGCGAAAUAAGUCAAAACACUGGAUAUCAAGUGUUUUCCACGCUUGGUGCAUUUUAUAUACCUACAAUCUUAAUGUUAAUAAUUUAUAUCAAAAUAUUCUUUGUGGCGAGAGAACGCAUUAGAAAGAAAAGGUUUGCUCAAGCAGCGAAACUGCAGCAAAGGCAAACGACAACCCAACAGGGGACGGAGAUGACAUUAUUAUCAGUGCCACACAAAAGCUCCCCUGUUUCAAGGUCCGAGGUAUCUGAAGCGCCUUGCAAUGGAAGUUCCGAAAGCCAUGACGAUAAUGACAAUAGAUGCAAAGAGAAUGGACACGUGGAGGAUGACCCACGUUCGUGCAUGAUACCGAAAGGUGGAUGUGAAAUACUUCGGGCAAAGAAACACAAAGAAAAACUUGAAGCGAAACGAGAGAGAAAGGCAGCCCGAACAUUAGGAAUAAUUACUGGAGUUUAUAUUGUGUGUUGGUUGCCAUUCUUUAUUCUUGCCAUAGUUAAUCCCUUCAUCCGUCAUAUUAAGCAGAUUCCUGGCCCUUUGUCUAGUGUAGUUUUGUGGUUGGGUUAUGUAAAUAGCUUACUUAACCCGAUCAUAUAUACAGUGUUUAACCCUGAGUUUCGAGCAGCCUUCCACAAAAUUCUAUUCGGAAAAUAUUCUCGAAAGAACCGGAGACGUGCACAAAGAUAAAAUCUUUUAUGUUUCAUUAUUAUGGAACUUGAUGAUUUAAGAGCAGCUGAGCUAUCGUUUGUGAUUAUGUGACAAAUAGCUAUGGGUCCGAUAAAAUUGUGUGUGCCGUCAGUGGGGCCUAGGCCUCUCUCGAAUGGUUUUGUUUUUAUAGAUAUAAACAUAUAGUGAAUCUUUAUUAAGAGUUAUAAUUAUUUUCUCAUCCCGGUAACAUUAUCAGUUUGUCGAAAUAUGUUCGUUAUUUAUUUUGCAAGACCAACAUUUGAUCAUGUAUUAAGUUGUAUAUUUACCUAGGAAAAUUAUCGCAUGCAUUGUACUCAAAAUAAGUGCUGUAUUUUCACAUCUUAGUGUAAAUAAUAAGUGUUUAAUUAUGACAUUUAGUACAAGCCACAUUCUUGUUAAACUGUAUGUUUUAUUUAAAGAUACAUUAUUUCAGAUCGUAUACAUGGGGUUUCUUAACUUCUUUCCCUGUCGCUACCAACUUUAGAUACACUCAAAAUGCAAUCUCAUACGCAGUGAUCUCCCCUGACAAGCAGAAUACAGUUCUGCCGUCAUUAGCGAAUAUAGUUGAAUUUCAGCUAAAUAGACCUGAUAAACACCUUUAUUUUAGGUGUUUUUUUCUUCUCUCUCAUUUCGAUAGUUUUACGAAAUUUGAUUUAUUCAAGGUACAUUAAGGCUAAAAUUCCUAAGAAAACAUAUUAAAGAUAAUGUUCAUAUUAUCUAUCGACAAAAGCUCUUCAUGGAGGCAGUGAUUGCUGUAUUGUAAGGGAAGUAAUACUGCGUGGAGUCUGCUCCAAUUGAUGAAUAGCGAUGCUUAACACGAGGGCUGUAGGUCACUUUUAGGACAUAUGAAGAUGGGAACGACUGAAAAAGUUUAAUUUUCGGUGUUAUUGGAUACAAAUACAGUGCUUUAAGUUUUUACAAAAAUGCUGUGAAAUAAGAAAAUCGUGCAAAUUUAAUUUGUUUCAAUUAACAUGAAAAGAAGCAUUUGAUUGAUGUCAUUUCAACCGGUUUUGUAACGCAAUAAAUAUUGGGUGAAUUACUGCAGAAUUCCGCAUACAUAAACAAUGAAAUUCCCGUAGUAAACGAUCUGAGAUAUUGUACCUAUCAAAGUUUAUAAUGUUAACAUAUUCGGUGUUUAUCAAUAAAGUUUGUAAACAAUUUUUAUUUUCUAAAUAAUAUGAAGUAUGUAGUAUUUGUAGAGUUUUUUUUGUUUUAAACAAUUAUAGUAAGCAUUAGUUAUUCCUUUUUUAUGUAUUAAUAUAAAUUAUAUUUAUUUAAAAAAAAAGGCAGAGGGAGCUAUGCCUGCUCAUAGAUAUGUAAUAUUGUUAUGAUCUUUUAUACUAUUAAAGUUUCAAACAUAUUCGAGAUUACCAUUUAUGGCAAUUGCAAUAAUCGUUGAAUAUAUAAGUAAAACUUCAUUUUUUUAUGAAUAACAACAUAUUUGUCCUAAACAAAAAUAAUACUUUUGCCGCCGUACACUUGCUGCAGACAUCGCAUUUACAAGACAAUAUAGAAAUACGAGUUGUUUGUAUAUGAUGUUAAGAUUUCUAAUAAUAUGA
This is a messenger RNA of Mya arenaria, 3608 nucleotides long. RefSeq names its product 5-hydroxytryptamine receptor-like. The record is from RefSeq and is a predicted model, not a curated record. Lineage: Eukaryota; Metazoa; Mollusca; Bivalvia; Myida; Myidae. Bases 811 to 2049 code for a protein of 412 amino acids. The transcript is spliced from 6 exons. Gene Ontology annotation, molecular function: G protein-coupled serotonin receptor activity. Gene Ontology annotation, cellular component: plasma membrane. Gene Ontology annotation, biological process: adenylate cyclase-activating adrenergic receptor signaling pathway.